GGACAGAGCGUAGAUGGGUAAAAAGAGAGGGUGGUUUGACUUGGCCGUCAUCAGUGCAGGAAGUUCUGAGUGUGGUUAACUGAGCGGAACAGAGGAGAGGGAGGGAGGCUGCAGCUCUACCCAGCCUAAUACACCAUUCAACCAUCGUGUUCAGACAGGAGAGAAAGAAAUACCUGGGAGAAACAGAAGAGGAAGUAAGGGAAGAACUAACAGAGUCCUGAGCAGAAAGUAAGGGAAGGACUAACACAGUAGUCGUACAUAGAAAGUAAGUCCAGAAAAAGCUAAGAAGGAAAGACGACAGGGUGUCUGGAGAGACAAGGGACAGUUAAGAGAGCGGGAGGCAGCCUAGAAUUUCCCAGAACAUACCAAAAACAUUGACUAAAGACUGAAGAUCCAGCAUUACUAUCCCAAGAGGAGAGCCCUUUGGAAGGCAGAUCAUGCAGCCAGUGUGACCACGGAGGAGGCUGUCUGGUUCCUGUGAUGGUGUCUGCAGGUCCAAGUCCUGAGGCUGUUGCCCAUGUGCCUGGGCAGGAGUCUGGGGGUCGGAGGCUCUCCUGGCCGGUCCUGCUGCUGAUCCUGGCGGCGGUCACCUCAUCGUCUCUCUCGGCUUUAUCUCUGUUCCAUCUGCUGGCCCUCAGGGCCGAGGUGGAGGGGCUCCGGGCAGGAGUAUUUCACAGGAGAGAGGAGUCCUCUCCACACCACCCUGAGUCCCAGACUAGGCUGCCCUUCAUCAGGGAGAGGAGUGUGAGCACAGGACCUGAGAACACAGUGUCCUACUCUCUAGUGUCUCAACCUUGUCUACAGAUGCUGGCACAUAGCAACAGGGAAACAUUCCAGAAAGAGUUUGCGUUGGAGCCUCACACAGGGAUCCCCUGGCAGGAGGUGCUUAGGAGAGGCUCCGCCCUGGAGGCAGAGAGUGACAGCAUUCUUGUCAGAGAGGAGGGAUACUAUUUUGUCUACAGCCAGGUGUACUACAUGGACACGAUGUUUGCCAUGGGUCAUGUGGUGACCAGGAAGAAGAGGAACGUUGUGGGAGAUGAAGCUCAGCAUGUCACACUGUUCCGCUGUAUCCAGGACAUGAACCCUGUUUACCUAUACAACACCUGCUACACAGGGGGUAUAGUGAAGCUGGAGGUCGGGGACAUGGUGGAGCUGCUGAUACCUCACUCUACAGCCAAUAUUUCUCUGGAUGGAGAUUCUUCUUUCCUGGGGGCCUAUAGACUGGUCUGACCAGGGGGGCUGAACCUGGGGGACUAAGGGAUACAAACUGGGGGGACUGGAAAUGGUGAGCUGGUAGAUACUGGCUGUGGUGGAGAAGAGAUAAUGGUUUUAAAUGUAAAAUAACUAAUGGCUUCUGGGUCUGGUAGCGACAUCAUCUUUUCUACUAUGAUGUCAACUGCUUCACAGUGUGACUGAGGGAUGGACGGACAGAUUCAUGGCCUAUGACUGGCUGAUGCCUGAUGCCUUACUAACACAACCAGUGUCAUCACAAUGCGUGAUCUGAAAUGUUUGAGGCUCAUGUUGGCAGGUGGCUUAACGUUCAUUCAUGUAGACUCCUUUACACAUGUUGUUAUGGUCAUAUACAUUGUCAAUACACAUGUUGUUAUGGUCAUAUACAUUGUCAAUACACAUGUUGUUAUGGUCAUAUACAUUGUCAAUACACAUGUUGUUAUGGUCAUAUACAUUGUCAAUACACAUGUUGUUAUGGUCAUAUACAUUGUCAAUACACAUGUUGUUUAGGACAGUGACAAUACCAGUAUUGCAAUAUUUUUUCCAUGGCAAAAAUGAAAGCACAAAGCAGACCAAACUCCUUUGGCCCUUAAAAGGUGCCUCACAUACAAUUUAUUUAGGAAUUUUUGCAUUGUAAUUUCAGAAAAGAUCCAUAAUAUAUCUCCAGUUAUAGUGGAAUGAUAGUGUUUCACAGUAUUACUUAUCUGCCAAUGUUGUGAUUGGCUGUGAUGCCGGAGCGGCUGUUCUGUGGCUGUGUUAUCUAGUGGAAAUUGCUCUCAAUUUCUGGUUGCAAAAAGUCUACACUGUUACCUCAAUUUCAGUUUAUGUGAGAAAACAAGCACUGAAUAGUGUUGGGAAUCAUUGUACCAUCUAUACUGAACAAAAAUAGAAAUGCAACAUGCAACAAGUUCAAGA
Molecule: messenger RNA, 2145 nt
Organism: Oncorhynchus mykiss (rainbow trout)
Lineage: Eukaryota; Metazoa; Chordata; Actinopteri; Salmoniformes; Salmonidae
Source: RefSeq, a predicted model, not a curated record